Molecule: messenger RNA, 657 nt
Organism: Microthlaspi erraticum
Lineage: Eukaryota; Viridiplantae; Streptophyta; Magnoliopsida; Brassicales; Brassicaceae
Source: the annotation of a GenBank genome assembly
AUGGAAUUUUUCAAAGCAAGCUGGGAAAUUAUUGGUCCACAGAUAAUUGCUGCAGUCCAGACUUUCUUCUCGUCGGCUUUUAUGCCAACAUCUCUCAACUCAACAACAUUGGUUUUGAUCCCGAAGCGUAGAGGAGCGGAUGACCUGAAGGAUUUCAGGCCAAUAUCUUGUUUGAAUACUGUCUACAAGCUCAUCACUCGGUUGAUCUCAGAGCGCUUGAAGAAGAUUUUGCCACAAAUUAUUCUGGCAGAUCAGACGGCUUUUAUUAAGGAUAGGCUCUUACUUGAAAAUGUCCUUCUUGCUGCAGAAGUCAUUCAUGGUUAUCAUCGCCUGGGCAAUACACCUAGAAUCACAUUGAAGAUUGAUAUAGCAAAGGCUUUUGAUUCUAUGAGAUGGGAUUUCAUUUUACUUUGUCUCAAGGCUUACCAAAUCCCAGAUGAAACAAUUGGGUGGAUCAGAAGUUGCAUAUCCACACCUUCUUUCUCAGUAAGCAUAAAUGGAAUAAACUCAGGGUAUUUCAAAGGCAAAACAGGUCUUCGUCAAGGAGAUCCUCUUUCUCCUAUCCUUUUUGUCAUGGCCAUGAAUGUACUUUCUUUGAUGCUAAACAGAGUGGCUAUUGAUGGGAUUUUCAAGUAUCAUCCACGGUGCGAAGAGUAA